Centruroides sculpturatus (bark scorpion) is the source of this 2437-nucleotide messenger RNA. Its product is annotated as RNA binding protein fox-1 homolog 2-like. Gene Ontology annotation, cellular component: nucleus; cytoplasm. Gene Ontology annotation, molecular function: mRNA binding. Gene Ontology annotation, biological process: regulation of alternative mRNA splicing, via spliceosome; nervous system development. The coding region runs from base 840 to 1502 and encodes 220 amino acids. The record is from RefSeq and is a predicted model, not a curated record. NCBI's taxonomy places the organism in Eukaryota, Metazoa, Arthropoda, Arachnida, Scorpiones, Buthidae. The transcript is spliced from 6 exons.
AGUAACAUUGAACACCGCUGAGUGUUUGCAGAUUUUCACAGAAUUUGUUAGACAACUCGAUGCGGAACCGACACGUUGUUACGAUUCAUAAUAAAUGAUUCCGGUUCGAGUCUAUACGAAUCGCACUGUAUUUCAUAAUAACCAUAGUUUUCUCGGGAAUGGUUAAUUACUAAUCACUAAAACCUAUGUUAAAAUGUAAUUAUUUGUUAUACAUAUUUGAAUUGAUUACUUUUAAUACACGGGUUAAAUUUUACCUACGUGCACCGUCAUGGCCGCGCUUACAACAAGCGUCUUUUGAUUUUCGAUCUAGGUGGCGCUGUUGGUGACUAAUUCCAAUUUUUUCGAUGUCACGAAUGUAAGGCAAGCAGCUCGGCUUUUGAAGAAACCUUUAUUAUAGAAAAAUUAGGCAAAAAUUCUUGGGGUUUUUCAUUUGUGUGGCAUCUCAUUUGCAUUGAGUCUCGUUGAAAGACACGUGUUUGGCUGUAGGAAUCGGUUGCAGAACGAUGAUUGCAUUGCACAAUUUAACAAAAAUUGAAAACUGGUUGUCCAGGAAAGGUUGUUGAGAUAGACGAAACGUUAAACUAUUGUAAGCAAAAGGGAGGAAAUUGAAAGGUACCGUGUGAGUCGUCAGUGGAAUUUGCAGAGUGGACAAAUCGUGUUUCCUAUGCUAUGUAAAUGAUUAGGAUAAUUGAGGAAAACGCAAAGAGAAAGAAAGAAGAAACGUGUGGUAAAAGUAAAGGGAAAGAAUCAACGAUGAAGGACGUUACUACAGAUGUCGGCGGAUCGAGAUUUGGUUCCAAGAAGCGGAAACAAAUUUGAAUGAGAGUAUAUUAACCCCAAUGGUACAAACACAGAUGACUUCGACUUACGCUCAGUACACGCAGAAUGGUGAUCAGACCACGGUUGGCACUCAACCCAGAAGUGAACAGAAGGAAGGAACGCCGUUCACUGUUCCCAUUGUGACAAGUAAUGGUGUCGAACAACAGACGCAAACAGAUUUAGAACCAGAAAUUAAUAUCAGUACUGGAACACAAGGGCAAGCAAGCACACAGACGACAGCUGCCGUCACAGAGGUUUCCAAAUCAAAUCAGCCGAAACGCCUCCACGUCAGUAACAUACCUUUUCGUUUCAGAGAUCCAGAUUUAAGACAACUUUUUGGGCAAUUUGGUCCAAUAUUAGACGUGGAAAUUAUCUUUAAUGAAAGGGGUUCGAAGGGAUUCGGUUUUGUAACUUUCGCAAAUAGUGCAGAUGCUGAUCGAGCACGAGAGCAGUUGAACGGCACUGUGGUUGAGGGACGCAAAAUAGAGGUAAAUAACGCAACAGCUAGAGUACAAACCAAGAAAACACCUACAAUUCCAAACGGUAAGUACUUGCAUGGAAUAUUUACAUUGAAUGUUCUUACUUUCAUUCUAAUUACUAGUUUAAACGUAAUCCGAUUUUGUGUUAAAGUGUUUGCACUGAUUUCAUAUUUUUUAUUAUCCAUAAAUGUUAUUAAACAAUAGAAAAUUAGAUUUAAUUUUUUUGAUGGCACUGCAGUUUGUGCACUUUUUAUACAUUUUUAGUAGUCCAUUUUAUGUGAAUUACAUAAUGCAUUGUGUUUGCUUACAUUUGUGAAUAUUUGCUAAUGUAGAGAGCAUUAAAUUUUUUUAGCUUUCCAAUAAAUAAUAAUAUAUAAUUUAUUAUAUAUGUAUAUAUUAUAUAACCUAGCAAGUUAAUUUUUUUACUUUCUCUUUGCUAAGGAAUGAUCAUUCAAUUAUUUUAUUAAAGUUAAAAUAUAUGAAUGUUAAGAAUGUCAAUUUUACUUAUAGAUAGAAAAAUGUGCACUUUAAAAUAUUUUAUAGAAAAUUUCUUCAAGUUUAUAGAUACUGUAUCGCAGGCACUUAACUAAUGAAUUGAUCAUAAUAGAAUCCUAUUGAGCUAACUUCCAAGAAAAAAUCCUAUAUAUUCCAGAUCAAAAUUAUAAUUUUUAUCUUGACCGAUUAGGUUUGGGUGGUUUAUAAAUUAAAUUUUUUUAGCUAUACACAAAUUUUAUUUAUAAAAUGUAUGACUUAAUACACAUGAUAAUUAUACAAAUGAGCUAAUUUUGUUCAAUAAUAAUAAAUUAGUUAUAAAAAUUGCUUCACCAUUAUCAAGAAAUAUAUUCUUGAAAUAUAAAAAUGAUAAUAUUAACACAAACUGCAUUUGCUGCCCUUUGUAUACAAUUAUAAUAAUAAAUGCACUUAUUACUAUUAAUGAAUUAUUUAAUAUAUAAAUUUAUCAAAAUAUUAUGAACAUAACUAUGUGACAAUCAAAGUAUUAAUUUGAUACUGUAAUUAAUUGCACCUGUCUGAUGGUAGUGAUCUAUCCAGUUCUAACAAAUGGUAAGUAAUACAUUAAAAAAGCAACAUUAUCCAAUUUUCAUUAUAACAUUAAAUUAAAUAAUGUAAUUCAGUAAAUU